Messenger RNA from Hippocampus zosterae (dwarf seahorse), 1574 nucleotides. It is a transcript of the gene dnajb2, whose product is annotated as DnaJ heat shock protein family (Hsp40) member B2. Gene Ontology annotation, molecular function: Hsp70 protein binding. The transcript is spliced from 11 exons. The coding region runs from base 280 to 1221 and encodes 313 amino acids. The record is from RefSeq and is a predicted model, not a curated record. Lineage: Eukaryota; Metazoa; Chordata; Actinopteri; Syngnathiformes; Syngnathidae.
CUGUAAACUCCGGCAUGUUCUCGACUCUCUAUUCCUUCUCUCAGCUGAUUGUGACGUAAUAUUCACAACAACGAGGCUAACUGGGCCAGAGACCUGCAAGUUUUGACACCCGCGGAGUGGAUCGCAGAGGCGACUGCUCUGCAUUGUGACGAAGGGACGCUGGAGAGACACACCGGUAAGAAGAGACGAUUCUAGAAACACGGCUGUCUCUGUCAACGACCACCUCAUCGUCUGUCAGGCUCACAAGCGAAGUGGUGUAGAGGGGUGACAGGAGGCGUCAUGGUGGAUUACUACAACAUCCUGGGAGUAUCCAAAACUGCAACUCAGGAUGACAUCAAGAAGGCAUAUAGGAAACUUGCGCUUAAAUGGCAUCCUGACAAAAAUCCAGACAACAAAGAGGAAGCAGAAAAGAGGUUUAAAGAAGUUGCUGAGGCGUACGAAGUUCUCUCUGACCAGAGUAAACGGGAUGCCUAUGACAGAUAUGGGAGUGAUGGAAUGAGAUACUCAGGCUCUUCCAAUUCAGACUUCUCUUCAGAUUUCCCAGGAUUCGCCUUCACAUUCCGCAGCCCAGAUGAGGUUUUCAAGGAGUUUUUUGGUGGCCAGGAUCCUUUCGCCAGCUUCUUUGAUGACUUCUCAUCCUUCGGUGGUUCGUCCUCCCGCCUGGGGCCCAGCCGGUUUUUCUCGUUCCCUUCAGCUGGAGCUGAAUUUACAUCUUUUUCAUCCAUGGGUGGUUUUCAUGACAUGGGAAGCAUGGGAGGUGGUAAUUUCAAAUCUGUGUCAACUUCCACCCGCGUCGUAAAUGGCAAACGCACGACCACCAAGAAGAUUAGAGAGAAUGGACAGGAAAGAACAGAGAUCGAAGAGGAUGGCGUGUUAAAGACUGUGCUAAUUAAUGGCGUACAGGAUGAUAUGGCUCUCGCACUGGAACUGAGUCAACGAGAGGGACAGCCUCAUCAACCACCUCCAAAUCCCUCAAUCCAAAACAGAUUACGUCAUGAAACCGGGAGAACCUGGUCCAGCCCGUAUUCCACUGGCACACAACGCUCGUUCAGUGCCGCCCCUUUCUACCAUUACGGGGGAGUUACUGGACGCGAGCAAGACGAGGACGAUGAAGAUCUACAGAUGGCGUUGGCGUGCAGCUUGUCAGAAAUGGAAGCCCAGCAGAGAGCAACCGCUCCCGACUUCUUAUCAGACUCAGACUUUGAGGCUUUCACCAGCUAACCGUCCCUUGCUGUGUUGUGACCACGCCCUCAUCUUCCGGUCAAAGUUUAAUAUCCCAUGAUGCACUUGUCUCUCUGCUCAACAAAGCUUCGACAUGAUGAAUGAUUCUUACACCGUUCCAGAAGUGUGCUUUGUGUGUUUGUGAAUGAGUAUUCCCCAUAAUGGGUGGAAACAAAAAUGGCUCUGGAUUAAUCAGCUUUGAUUGUACUGAGUUGUAACUCAUUUUUAGAAGAACAAUAAUGUACAGGAUAAACAGGUCAAGCGUAAAGCGCAAUUAUCCCAACAAUUUGAAAUGGAUACAUGUUUUGACAUAAGGUAUUAUGUAAAGCAAGGAAAUAAAGUAUUUCCUUCCA